UUUUGCAGAAAUCUUUUGGAUCGAGACACUUUCUCCAAAUCUGACCCAUUGGUGGUGUUGUAUACUCAGGGUGUGGAAUCCAAACAGUGGAGAGAGUUUGGGAGAACAGAGGUGAUAGACAACUCGCUAAACCCAGACUUUGUCAGAAAGUACAUCUUGGACUACUUCUUUGAAGAGAAGCAGAACCUGCGCUUUGACGUGUAUGAUAUUGAUUCUAAAAGUCCAGAUCUGGGAAAGCAUCCAACCGACUUUAACGACUUCCUGGGGCAGGUCUACUGCACGCUUGGAGAGAUUGUCGGCUCACCUGCCAGCCGCCUGGAGAAACCUCUGGGUGGUAUACCUGGGAAGAAAUGUGGGACCAUUAUCUUGUCUGCUGAGGAGCUGGGCAACUGUAGAGAUUUUGCCACCAUGCAGUUCUGCGCCAACAAACUGGACAAGAAGGACUUCUUUGGAAAGUCUGACCCAUUCAUGGUCUUCUACAGGAGCAAUGAGGACGGCACGUUCACCAUUUGCCACAAGACUGAAGUAGUGAAGAGCACAUUGAACCCUGUGUGGCAGUCCUUCUCCAUCCCUGUGAGAGCGCUCUGCAAUGGAGACUAUGAUAGGUAAGACAUUGGAA
Thalassophryne amazonica is the source of this 619-nucleotide messenger RNA. Its product is annotated as copine-5-like. The transcript has 9 exons. The annotation marks the transcript as partial. Gene Ontology annotation, molecular function: calcium-dependent phospholipid binding. Lineage: Eukaryota; Metazoa; Chordata; Actinopteri; Batrachoidiformes; Batrachoididae. Gene Ontology annotation, cellular component: plasma membrane. The record is from RefSeq and is a predicted model, not a curated record. Gene Ontology annotation, biological process: cellular response to calcium ion.